AUGCCAAAAACACCAGAAAGGAGGAGAAUCUCCACGCAAGCUAGACUUAUAGAGCAUGAGAGGAAUAAGGAUCAAAAGCUGAACAAAAAAAGUAAUACUUCUGUAAGCAGAAGGAAAACUAAAUAUCAAUUUGCCCCCAUCAACAAUUUAAAUUCUAAAGAGACUGUUCCGCAGACCAUAUUAAAAUCAAUUUCGGUUUCACAGAUCAGGAAUUCAGCUGGUUCCAAGAACACAACACUUUCCCCAAAAGCCAAGAAACAGAAGAUAUCUGAUAAUUCCAAAACAACAAAAGAUAUACCAAUAAAAUCCAAUCAGGACACUUCGUUUCCUAAGAGUUCGGUUGAAAAAUUGCAAGGGCCAUUGGAAGAGGUUAUAUGGAAAUAUAGUCCAAAUAAAAAAGAAGUUUCUGAUAAAUCAUAUAGUCCGAAAGACCAUUCAGAUGAUAUUAUAAGCACUGAUAUACUACAAAACCCUUCAUCUACACCUAUAGCUGCUACACGGUGGAGGACGGUGGUGAAUUUUACAAACAUGAAGGAUCAUGAUCAUUUUGCGAAAUCCCCAAGCUCCACAGGAGUAAAAGUUGCAAGUAGAACAAAAUCCGCUUCCGAGACUGACAAAGAAGUGUUUAGAGACAUUGACGACAUUUUGAAUGAUAUUGAGGGAGACAUAAGAUCAAAAUCGGAGGCAGUUAGAUUAUCAACUUUUCCUUCAUCACCUUCUGAAACGACUGCUGAUAUAAUAAAUGCCAAAAAUGUAGCGAAAGACGCUCAGCCUAGUGAGCUUUUAGAAAAUAGUAGUGAGGACGAUUCUCUGAUGGAUCUCUUAGCAAAGAAAGACACUUCACAGGGAGCUUUGCCAAAAGGGCAUACAACUACGGUAGUUUAUAAAAAAAAUGAAGGAGCAUCCAUUACGACGAGGCCUGAUACAGAUCCAAAUUCUAAGAUAUCAGAAAAACCCAGUAUAUCUGUUCCAUAUGUAAAUAAGGCUGAAGGCAAUACAUCAAAAAUGGCUCUUGGUGAAGUACAUCUGAUUUCUCACGAUAUGUCAAAUUCUGCUUCUAAUAAUAGUGGCACCACAAAAUUUUUGUUGAAACAAAGUGGCUCACAAUCUGAUGAGACCGACGAAGAAAUGUCAGACGCUUCAUUGCUAGAGGACCUUGACAUAUUUAAAUUAGAGCAACGUGAGAGAAAAUCGGCGAUGACUGAGCAACCAAAUAAAUUCGAAAGGUAUCAGAAGUUAGCACACUCCGUUGUUGCUCGAAAAGGAGUUGUACGGCUAGUCGUACUCAAUUCUGUUGAAAGAGAACUUACCAACAUUGGUAAACAAAAGAUUCUUACAUGUAUUGAUGAGUAUGGUAAAAAAAGUUCAGUCAUUCUCCGAAAUCCAUGGGUAUAUCUAGAUUUUGACGAAGGUGAUAUUAUACAUAUAGUUGAAGGAAAGGAUGCAUCAAAUAAGAGACUGUUAUCAGAUGAUAGAGAUCCUACUACCAAUAGGGUCAACGACAACCUUUUGGUACUUAACCCUGACAUAUUAGUGUCAGCAACAACUGUAGGGAAAUCUGUCCAGUGCAUGAGAAGCAGUGUUCUGGACAAUUUUUUUCAGGACCCAAGAGGAGAGCCUAGCUUACCUAUGACAAUUGGAAAUAUUGUUCACGAAUUGUUACAGAGUGCCUUGAAAUACAGGUGUAGCAAUACUUCAAUAACUUUGGAAUAUUUGUCUGAAUGUCUUGAUAGCUUACUGGAAGCAUAUUCUUUUGCAAUAAUUGUUUGUGAUAAAACCAUAGAGGAAGUCAGAGAAGAAAUUUUGAAUACGCAUGUACACAAUAUAUUGAAAUUUCUACAUGAUAACGUCAAAGAAGACAAUUAUGGUAAUUAUGUUCUUAUUUCAGGGGCCAGAACCACCGAACCAAUUUCCAUAUCCAACGUUAUAGAUAUUGAAGAAAAUAUAUGGUCGCCAGUAUAUGGCUUAAAAGGAUUUCUUGAUGCUACAGUAGAAGCUCAUGUGAAAAAUAAGAAAUAUAUUGUUCCAAUGGAGGUCAAAACUGGUAAAUCGAGAAGUAUCUCCUAUGAGGUCCAAGGUCUAAUCUAUACGCUACUCUUGAACGACAGGUAUGAAAUGCCAGUGGAUUUUUUUCUGAUGUACUAUACAAGAGACACUCAAAUGACAAAAUUCCCUCGAAUUUUGAAUUCAAUCAAGCAUCUCCUGAUGGCUAGAAACAAACUUGUAACGAGUAUCAAGCAUAGAAUUGGAGUAGUAGCGACAAAGGAGAGGAUAAAUUUUCAACUUCCUCCAUUAUUGAGGGACUCGUAUUGUGACAUUUGUGUAAGCAAACCAACCUGUAUGGUUUUGAACAAAUUGAUAGACGGGGGUGAAGCUGGGAGCUCUGGUAUAUCCGAAGAAGAAUUCAACACACUUACCGAUCAUUUGGGGCCUAAUCUCGGUAGGUACAAGGAAUUUUUCCUAAAAUGUAAUGACUUAAUUAGCAAGGAGGAAUCCAGCCUUACUAGCAUCAACCAAGAGAUAUUUAUGGUUGAUCCCAAGACCAGAGAAUCUCUUAAUGGCCGUUGUAUUUCCGGCCUGAUGAUUGAUAGUAUAAAGAAGGACAGAAAAAGCCAGUUAUAUUUCUACAAGUUUGUAAGAAAGGGAGUGGAGGAUGAAAAUAUUUCAAUGUUGAACUCUCAGAUUAACAACCAUGAUAUGAUUAUUGUUAGUGACGAAAGUGGUCACUUUGCAUUAUGCCAAGGAAAUGCCGUCGACAUUACUAAAAAUUCGAUUACAAUAUCUACAAGAAGGAAAUUACUGAAUAACAAGUUGACCAAUUAUAUGACGGAACAAACUUCAAUUAAAAGUAUGUUUGAUCCUAGUAUAGAUGAAUCUACUACGAUACAAGGACAGAAUAGUGUUACUUUCAGAAUUGACAAAAAUGAUAUACAUCAGAAUUUAUCCAAUGCACGUUUCAAUAUUUUGAAUCUUUUUCUACCAUCAAUAAAGUCAGGAGAUUUUGCUACUGAACGUGAAACUACUGGCGAGAUUAGAUGUCUGAAAAAAUCAGAAGGGGGUGAUGAAAGAAUGAGAAAACUAUUAAUUGAUAAUGAACCACCUAAGUUUAUCCCAAAUAACGAAGCAAUACCGUUCGUAUGGGAUGCAGACAGAACUGAUUUGAAUGUGGAUCAAAAACAAGCCAUCGAUAAAGUUUUACGAGCUCAGGAUUAUGCAUUAAUUUUGGGUAUGCCAGGGACUGGUAAAACAACUGUAAUUGCAGAAAUAAUCAAAAUUUUAGUGAGUAAUAAUAAAAAAAUAUUGCUGACAUCAUAUACCCACUCUGCAGUAGAUAACAUUUUACUGAAGUUGCUCGAUUCUAAUAUUUCAAUAGUAAGACUAGGUUCAAGGAGAAAUAUCCAUCCCAAAGCACAACAUUUAAUACCAGAUUAUGUUUCAUUAGAGAGCCAUAAGACCUUUUUAAAAUUGAUUAAUAAUAUGUCUGUUGUUGCCACUACAUGCCUUGGAAUAAAAGAUAUAUUAUUUUCUAUGAGACAAGAAGAUUUUGACUAUGUCAUAUUAGAUGAAGCUAGUCAGGUUUCAAUGCCAAUUGCACUGGGUCCUAUUAGAUUUGCAGAAAAAUUUAUUUUAGUUGGAGACCACUACCAACUGCCUCCAUUAAUAAAAAAUGCUUAUGCAAAGAUAGAUGGGGGAUUAGAAAAUUCACUUUUUAAGACACUUUGUGAAAAUAGACCAGAAAGUAUGGUCGAAUUAACUUAUCAAUAUAGAAUGUGUGGGGAUAUCGUCAAAUUAUCGAAUUUUCUAAUUUAUAAUGAUAAAUUGAAGUGUGGAAAUGAUGCUGUUAAAAAUCAACGCUUAAAGUUUGAGGAUCUUGAACGAGUCAGGAGGUACCAUCAUUUAUUGAAUUUUGAUGGUUGGUUGUACAAUAUCUUGGAUCCUAAUAGAAAAGUAAUGUUUUUAAAUUAUGAUACAAAUAAUCCUGACAUAGUUGAAAGAAUAGAAAACGAAAACAUCACAAAUAUCGGAGAGAUAGAAAUUAUCAAGCAAUGUGUUGAAGGAAUGCGAGUAAGUGGGAUAAAUUGUGAGAAUAUUGGCGUCAUGACACUAUAUAGGGCCCAACUAAGAUUACUGAAAAAAGAAUUCCGUAAUAAAGAGAAGUUCUCAGAUUUGGAAAUUCUUACUGCAGAUCAAUUUCAAGGGCGUGAUAAAGAUUGUAUUAUCAUAUCGAUGGUACGUUGCAAUAGUGAUCGAAAUGGUGGGUCUUUAUUGAGGGAGCUGAGAAGAGUUAACGUUGCCAUGACAAGAGCUAAAUCGAAAUUAAUUAUAGUAGGGUCAAAAAAAACCAUUGGGUCGGUGAAAGAGAUCAAUUCUUUUAUAAAUAUGUUAGGAGCAAACGGAUGGAUUUAUGAGUUACCCGCUGACGUUUUUAAUAUUUAUAAAUUUCCACAGGAGGAUAAGGCUUCAACUCAGCAUUGUGCGAGGAAAGUUACGAUUAGGCCAAUUGACUCUAAUUCGAGAUUUCUGAAAGACAAGCCAAUCACUAAACAAACGUUAGAGUUUUGA
Kazachstania africana CBS 2517 is the source of this 4563-nucleotide messenger RNA. It is a transcript of the gene DNA2, whose product is annotated as bifunctional ATP-dependent DNA helicase/ssDNA endodeoxyribonuclease DNA2. The record is from RefSeq and is a predicted model, not a curated record. Gene Ontology annotation, molecular function: 5'-flap endonuclease activity; single-stranded DNA helicase activity. Bases 1 to 4563 code for a protein of 1520 amino acids. Gene Ontology annotation, cellular component: cytoplasm. Lineage: Eukaryota; Fungi; Ascomycota; Saccharomycetes; Saccharomycetales; Saccharomycetaceae. Gene Ontology annotation, biological process: replication fork reversal. The transcript has a single exon.